ACUGUCAUUAGUGUCAUUUUAAUUAAAAUAAAAUCACUUUUAUAUUUAUCCAAACAAAAACAUUUUAUUAAAAUUAAAAUGUCGAUUGAAAUUUUACAAUCGGAUUGUAAAAGGGCCGUUUCCAAUUUGAAUUCGUUAAGUAACAAUGAGUUAGAUGCCAUUAUGAACGAUGACGAAAAAAUACAAGAAAUUAUUGCACAGCUAGAUCAGUCGUAUUUAAAAGAAAUUGAAAAUGAAAAAGAAACGGUACUAGUUAGUAACAAUUCCAUGGCCGAAUUUAAUCUUUCAAAAGAACCAGAGUUGGUCGAAGGUCGAGAAAAAAUACAGGAAUUAACUGAAACUGGAGAAAAGUUAACCAAAACUAUAGAAGAUAAAUUGAAGGAAUUAAAGGAAAAAGGUGGUGAUAUGUCUCUAGAAACAGCUUUAGCUUUGUUACAAACAGCUGCUAGUGAGAUGGAAGAAGAAUCUGACAAGAUAGCAAAGAAAUUUUUAGAUAGCGAGCUUGAACUGGAUGAUUUUCUAGACGAUUUCUUAGAGAAGCGAAGAAUAAUGCAUAUGAGGCUAGUUAAAGCUGAAAAACUUUCAAAAAUCUUACAAAGAGAUCCUUCAUUGAACAAUAUUCCUAAUUACAUAAAUUCACCACCAGUCAGUGUUAACUCGCACUUCUUUCCUGGUAUGCCCACAAAUAUUCCUUCAAAUAUGCCUCCUUAUCCUGUUAAUGGACCAACAGUACCAUAUCCUGUUGGACCUCUACAUAUGCCUAUGCCUCUGCCACCCAGACAAAAUUAUUUUCAGAAUUAUUAAAUUUAAGAUCCCUUGAAAGAAAAAAUUGAUCAAUAUUUGGCACAUUGUAUCAGCAAAUCUUAUUCUAGAUGACUCAAAUAAUAUCACAGUCACUUUUCUAGUAUUUAUUUAAUUAGGGUAAAUAGUAAGUUUUUUUUUAAGUCAUAAUUAGUGAUAUUUUACUUGUGAUUUCAUCAGUUUUAUAAAUAAAAUUUAAAAUUAUGAUAAAAGACCUAUGUAGUAAAACAGUUUAUAUAAAUCUGUUAUAAAAUAUUAAAAAUGCAGUUGUCUACAUAGACUGCAACUAGAAUUACAAAUAUUUCUACAAAUACAGAGCUGUAGCAAUCUAACAAAUUCGUUGCUCAAACUAUAGCAUUUUUUUCUUUCAAUUGGUGCCUUAAUGAAUUUUAUUAAAUUUAAUUACUUGGCUCUUGAACUCUAAAAAUGGAAAUGUAUAAUAUGGUAGGAACAACACAAAUAACUUUUUCUUUCUUUACUCUUUAAAUUCUAUUUUUAAUAAAUGUUUAGACUAAGUUUAGUUUUUAGUUUCCUUAAGAGGGACAAACAUGAAUCAAAUCAUAAAACAGCCUAAGUCACUAAGACAAAUCUAAUGUUUUAUUGUUUAGACUCUUAGUACAAAAAAAGAACAGUAUAACUUGACAAUUGUUUAAAUUCUGAAUACUCAAAACAAUAGAAAUAUUUAUCAAAAUUUUAGUUUAAAACUUGUUUUUAUUUGAGAAAAUGGCAGGCGAGUUGAAAUCGUAAAUAUGUCUGAGUAAUGUAAAUUUUAUUUUCAUCCAUUAUAAUAAUAAUAAUUGAUUUUAUAUUUAUAUUAAUCUGAUAAACAUAUAUUCUUAAAAAAUUAAAUUAUUUUUUUUAUGUGCCAAACUAUUGGUAUAAACCUUUAGAAAUUUGUUACAAAAAAAAGUAAAAAAGCAUACCAAUAUGUGUUUUAUAUAAAAAUAUGAUUUUAGCAUAAUGUGAUAAUCAGUAGUAAUAUAUUAAACAAAAAUUAUAUAGAAAAUACGUUAUUUUAAAAAAUACAAUUAUGGUUUUCUAUACAGAAGUAGUCGUUUAUUAUCAGUGCUAAAAAUAUGUAUAUGUGCACAACUGGAUUAAUGAUGAUUAAUAAAUAAUUUUUUU
Psylliodes chrysocephalus is the source of this 1926-nucleotide messenger RNA. The record is from the annotation of a GenBank genome assembly. Lineage: Eukaryota; Metazoa; Arthropoda; Insecta; Coleoptera; Chrysomelidae.